This is a messenger RNA of Caenorhabditis elegans, 165 nucleotides long. RefSeq lists its product as uncharacterized. NCBI's taxonomy places the organism in Eukaryota, Metazoa, Nematoda, Chromadorea, Rhabditida, Rhabditidae. The transcript has a single exon. The coding region runs from base 1 to 165 and encodes 54 amino acids. The record is from RefSeq and is marked reviewed.
AUGAUUUUUUCCCUACUUUUCAAGAUUUUUGCUAUAUUUUCUAUAAUAUGCUCUACUGUAAUAGGAAUUCCACCUCCUCCUCCACGCCCACCUCAUCAGAUUUUUGGAGGCAUUUGGAGCCCCGAAGAAGGACCAUUUGGAGCUAUCAAGGACUCUUUGAAAUAA